Messenger RNA from Pogona vitticeps (central bearded dragon), 1079 nucleotides. It is a transcript of the gene TMEM223, whose product is annotated as transmembrane protein 223. Gene Ontology annotation, cellular component: mitochondrion. Gene Ontology annotation, biological process: nervous system development. The record is from RefSeq and is a predicted model, not a curated record. Lineage: Eukaryota; Metazoa; Chordata; Lepidosauria; Squamata; Agamidae.
ACUACAAUUCCCAGCAGCCUCCGGGGCCUAGCAAGGGCCGCCGCCAGGAGAGAGACCCGGAAUGUGGAGGUGCACGUGGGGAGCCGGGCAUCGGAUCUGGGGGUCUGUAGGCAGCGGCGGGCCACGCGGCUCGGGGGCGCAUGGGCUCUGUAGUCUCCCCGCUGCCCCUCGCCCCGCGGGCUCUUGGCCCCGGGGCUCAGGCCAAGCCUCCGGGGCGGAUCUCGCCGGGCGAUGGAGGACGCAGAGCGGGUUCGCCUUGGAUGUCAAGGUGCCCCAGGACAUCAUCCUCUACAACUACGACCGGCAUCGGACUUUCUUCGCCCUGGGGUUUUUCUGCAUCGCCCAGGCCGGCUUCUGGGGCUAUCUGGCCUACCUGGCUUUCGACUCCUUUCGGGACCCCGGGGAGCCCCAGGAGGGUGAAAAGAAGAAGAAGAAGCUCCGGUUUCCUUUCACCCAAGGCUUGGAGGCCACCCUGGACGCGGAGAAGUGGCGUUUCGGGUUCACGGGAGCGUGCCUGGCCGCGGGGAUUCUCAUCGUGGGAUCAGCCAGUCUUUUUGCUCGACGCUCCAUAAAGCAGAUUUUGCUGCACCGGGGUGGACAGGAAGUGUCUCUGACCACCUAUUAUCCGUUCGGUUUCACCUCAACCUUCACGGUACCCCUCCGUCAGGUCUCCUGCCCCGCCCAUCGUUCGCAGGCCCGUGCUAUGGUUCCAGUCAAGGUCAAAAAAAGGUCCUUUUAUUACCUGAUCGAUAAACAAGGCGAGUUCACAGAUGCCAACCUUUUUGACCUCACAGUAGGGGCUUACCGGGAACUGUAAAUCAAGUCAUGCCAAGAGAAGGGGGUGCCACCCUGACACUCGUGGUGCCCUGUGGCAGGGGAAGAAGAGGGGAAAGCAUCCAAGAUGGAUGGAUUUAAAUCCAGUGGACCCGAUCGGCUUGGAGCAACGUGCAAACAGCCUAUUAAUCCUUCCACUGUUUUAAAAAAAGAGCUGAGAUUGUGCCAGGCUGUAAGCGUACUGAAAUACCCUGCAGAUCGUGUGCAAUCGCUUUGAAUCUAAAUAAAUGUCUUUUCUUCACACA